This is a messenger RNA of Galdieria sulphuraria, 612 nucleotides long. RefSeq lists its product as uncharacterized. NCBI's taxonomy places the organism in Eukaryota, Rhodophyta, Bangiophyceae, Galdieriales, Galdieriaceae. Bases 63 to 368 code for a protein of 101 amino acids. The transcript is spliced from 4 exons. The record is from RefSeq and is a predicted model, not a curated record. Gene Ontology annotation, cellular component: nucleolus.
UUUGAGUGUCUGAAAUUCAUCGAAAGAAUGGAAGAGCUGCUUGGAAAAUAUUUGAUUCGUCGAUGACUCGAGUGAAGCCUUGGAAAGGUGAAAGGAAACCUUUGAGGUCCGUAAUAAAGUCGAGAAAAGAGAAAUCUUGGAAGGAGAAGAAAAGAGAAAGAGAGCGAGAGAAGGCACUGCAAGAGCUUCGUCUCCUUGCAGAGCGAGAACGAGCUGAAAAGCGAAAGCUUGAGAAAGAGGCUAGAGAACAGUCGCGAAAGCGGAAACUUGAGAACGAAAGGAAGUCGGAACAAGUGCAACUUGUUACAAAUCUGGCAAAACUAAAGAAAAUGCCUAAAAAAGAACUUCGUAAACUGCAAGUUCGAUGAAACAAGAACGGCUUGAUUUCCAGUAAAUUUCGGUAGUUUUUCUUAGAGAAAGAAGCUUUGUACAGUGAGAUUCCACAUAAACUUAUCACGCAUUGAUUUGUUAUCCAGGUGCCUGCAGCCUUGUUUUUGUUUCCUUUUUGUUAGCUUGGAUUGACGUAGUUACCCGAUAUUGUUAUUGAAAACUGAGCAAUAGUAUAUAUGUAUAUAUCAACCUCCUCAUAAAUCUGAUAAUUUCAAAAAACUU